This is a messenger RNA of Ctenocephalides felis (cat flea), 1845 nucleotides long. Its product is annotated as glucose dehydrogenase [FAD, quinone]-like. Bases 1 to 1845 code for a protein of 614 amino acids. Gene Ontology annotation, molecular function: flavin adenine dinucleotide binding; ecdysone oxidase activity. Lineage: Eukaryota; Metazoa; Arthropoda; Insecta; Siphonaptera; Pulicidae. The record is from RefSeq and is a predicted model, not a curated record. The transcript is spliced from 3 exons.
AUGAAUAAUGCUAUGUAUUGCCCGGCGAAUACCGCGACGGGGGCCGCUGGUCAACUUUUUACUAUGCUAUUACAAACCGUUAUGGCUACUCCAUGUAAUUUAACAUCUGCAUGGCCUAGGGAUGAAGGCGAGGAAUUGGAUUCAGAUUUCGCAGCAUACGAUUUUAUAGUGAUAGGUGCUGGAUCAGCAGGUUCUGCAUUAGCCCAUCGGUUAGCAGAAAAUACAAGUUGGCAAAUAUUAUUACUUGAAGCUGGGGGUGAUUCCAUACCGAAAUUGUUUUUUUACAAUCAAAAAACAGAAAUUGAUUGGGGUUAUUACACUGAACCAAGCGAAAAUUAUUGCUUAGGUUUUAAAAAUCGGCGAUGCUAUUGGCCAAGAGGAAAAACCUUGGGCGGAUCAUCCGCAAUUAAUGGAAUGGUUUAUUUGAGAGGAAAUAGAAAAGAUUAUGAUUCUUGGGCGGCAGCUGGAAAUGAAGGAUGGAGUUUUGAAGAUGUUUUGCCAUUUUUUAAGUAUUCAGAAGAUAUGCGAGCACCCCAAGUUCUGGAACAAGAUAAUGAUGGAUAUUACCACAGCACAGGUGGCAAAUUAAAAAUUGAUAAUUACUUUGAUUCUAAUUCAGAUUUAAAAAAAGCACUAAUACAAGCAGCUGGAGAAUUAGGUUUGAAUUAUAUUGUCGAUCCGAAUUCAGAUACUAAGAUUGGCAUAACAACUUUACAAGGUACUCUAGAUCACGGAACAAGAUGCAGUUCAGCUAAAGCGUUUCUUACUCAUAAACAAAGUAAUUUGCAUGUUAUUAAACAUGCUUUAGUUACAAAAAUAAUUAUAAACAAGCAAAGUAAUUGGGCAAUCGGAGUACAAUUUACACGCAAAAAUAAAAAAUAUACAGCAUGGAGUACAAAGGAAGUUAUAUGUAGUGCGGGUAGUAUUAAUACACCCCAGCUUUUGAUGCUGAGUGGUAUCGGUCCUAAACAACAUUUGAAUCAACUAAAUAUUCCUCUUGUCGCAGAUUUACCAGUUGGUCUUAAUUUACAAGAUCAUAUGUUCAUACCGAUUUGGGUUUUACUAAGAAGAUCAAAUCAAUACGUCUCUCCCAAAGAGAAUGCUAAAGUAAUAUUUCAAUAUUUUAUGGAUCAUGAUGGUCCUAUGGCAGGUUUUGAUAUAACAAAUAUUGCAGCUUUUAUUAAUACCGACGAUCCCAACUCUCUUUACCCAAAUACUCAAUUCCAUUUUGUGCUCAUGCCCAAGUUAGACACAAGUGGAUUGCCCACAAUCAUAAAAGAUUUUGGUUAUUUAAAUGAAACUCGGAAUUCUCUAAUAGAAGCCAAUGAAUUGGGUGAUAUUGUAUUAUUUAUGGCCAGUAUAUUGCAUCCAAAAUCUUCCGGAUACAUAAAACUAGCCAGCAAAAAUCCUACGCAACAUCCCAAAAUAUACCCAAACUACCUGAACGAUCCUGACGACCUUAAAAUUGGAUUAAACGCUAUAAAAUUUAUUGAAAAAUUCAUUAGUACUGAAGCUUUAAAAAAUUUAGGUGCGGAAUUUGUUAACUUGAAUAUUCAGAAUUGUAAUAAUUUUACAUUAUUUAAAGAAAAUUACUGGAAAUGUUUUAUCAGAAACUUUGCAACAACAGAAUAUCAUCCUGCAGGUACUUCAAAAAUGGGUCCAUUAAAUGAUAAAUCAUCUGUAGUAGAUGCAAGAUUAAAGGUGCAUAAAAUGAAAGGCUUGCGGGUUGUAGAUGCAAGUAUUAUGCCAAAUAUUGUUAGUUCAAAUCUGAAUGGACCAACGAUAAUGAUAGCAGAAAAAGCUGCUGCAAUGAUUAAAGAGGACUGGCGACGUUAUAUCUUUUAA